GGAGGAGCACCAGCGGAGCUUCGUGGAGUAUCAGUCCGGGCCUCAGUGAGUGUCGUCCGGGCAGCAGCUAUGGUUCAGACGUGCUCAGCGUACGGCUGUAAGAACCGCUACCACAAGGACAGAGCUAUUUCUUUUCACAAGUUUCCUCUGGCACGCCCAGAUGUUUGCGGCAAAUGGGUGGCGGCAAUGAGGAGGAACAACUUCAAACCGACAAAGUACAGCAACAUCUGCUCACAGCACUUCACCAAAGACUGCUUCAAGAGAGAGUGCAACAACAGGGUGCUGAAGGAGAAUGCCGUGCCGUCGCUCUUCACCUUCAACCUCAACAUCAAGUCGGAGUCCCUGGAGGAUCACUUCCCCUCAGAGAUCCACUUCCCUCUCUCUUUGCCUCUGACCUCUGACCCGGUGGAGGAGCAGCAGGAGGAAGAGGUGGAGGAAGAGGAGGAACCCGGGAGGAGCCUGCCCGACAUCCAGUGCGACAAUGCUGCGGUCUCCUGUGACCACAACUACACAGCGGAGGACUCUGCCCGGCAAAAGAAACGCAUCGCUCAGCUGCUGGAGCAGCUGGGGAGCCUGAAGAAGAGGCUGAAGACGGCGCAGCAGAAGUGUCGGCGGCAGGAGAGACAACUCAAGAGGCUGAAGGCGGCAUGUGAGACGCCAAGGAGCAGCCGCAAAACGCCAGCAGCGUUGGGAGAGGGAUACGUCAUCGUACCCAAACACAUCUACAACCAAUGUUGGGGAAGCUGCUUUGAAAGCAUUGCUCUGCAAACUACAAACUGCUUCACAGUGGAAGAAGUCGAACUCCAGCAUAACUACCCGAGGGAGAAAGCUAGUUUGAUUAACUAAAGCUACUGAGGAAAGUAGUUAAAAAUGACUUUUCAAAAAAAAAAAGUCAAAUGAACACUUUACAUGUGAUACGAUAAUACGAAAGUCACAUGGAAGAAAAAAUGCCACUAAAUUGAGUUUAUUGCAAAAGUGUCCACGUUUUCAGCGGUCAUGCAUAAACCAAAAAUAAUAAAAUUACCCGUUAUUCAAGGGAAAAGAGCACCUUUGGGUUUGUCCACAGUGUUCACUCUGUGUGUAACAUUACAGCAGGCAGGUUUCCAUUAAGCUUCAAAACGUGCGUACUGAAGCUGCGAAUAUAAAACACGGCUAAUGGAAACAUAUCAAUUUUGAAAAAACAUAUUUAUUUAAAAAAAAUGUAUACACUCACAUGAGGUGGUCUUUCAG
Molecule: messenger RNA, 1230 nt
Organism: Plectropomus leopardus (leopard coralgrouper)
Lineage: Eukaryota; Metazoa; Chordata; Actinopteri; Perciformes; Serranidae
Gene: thap1
Product: THAP domain containing, apoptosis associated protein 1
Biological process (GO): regulation of transcription by RNA polymerase II
Cellular component (GO): nucleus
Molecular function (GO): RNA polymerase II cis-regulatory region sequence-specific DNA binding; DNA-binding transcription factor activity
Source: RefSeq, a predicted model, not a curated record